CUGUUCCUUUGAUGGGUGUGAGGAUGAAUGACAAUGCCAGCACUGUGCUCGUUGGUCUCUUCUACACGAAGCACAAUAAGUGGGGAUUGACUGUCAACGGAAAGUCUCGGGGGUUGUCAGAUGAAGAUGGUACGUGGCAGCCUGGCACAACGUAUCAAGUGAUACUGCGAAGGGUUUCGGAUGAGUUUUUUGUGUACGUUGACGAGAAUAUGCUUAUUCAGGAGGAACUUCCGCCCCGUGCGUACACCUCACGCAGUGUCUCGGACUUCUACGUUGGCGGCGACGGUGCGAAGGGGACAGGCGAGGCUGACGUGACGGUGGGCAGUGUCCUGUUGUACAACGAGGCACUUCGUGCUGAUAGGCUCACGAGCCUCAGUGUCAGCAAAGUCACACUUCCAACACCGGCUGCUGAGGGGCCACUCACAACGCUGGGAAAUGAUGAGGAGAUUGCCUCCAAGCUGAAACCUGGAGAAAAGAGGGUUGGUGACGGUUUGAAUCCUAAAGGACCUCUACCAGAGGAGGCCCAUAAAGGCAAUCACAGUGCUGCUGAGGAGCCUGGGUCUUCGCCAGCUUCGUCAUCGCCAAAGGUGCGCCUGGCUGAUGGAUCCGACGACGGCAGCAUGGCUGGCGGUGGAUCCAAAAAUACUAGCGCGAGUCUUGCGAAGGACGCAUCCAGCAUUUCUCUUUCUGGUGACAGCUCCGUUGCUUUCGGCAACCUUACACGUGUGAGGCCCGAUUCAGGAAGGGGUGACGGCACGGUGCGUGGGUGUGUGUCUCGGCUGUUUCUGCUGCUAUUGGGGCUAUGGGGCUUUGUGGCCCUGUGCUGA
Molecule: messenger RNA, 827 nt
Organism: Trypanosoma rangeli
Lineage: Eukaryota; Euglenozoa; Kinetoplastea; Trypanosomatida; Trypanosomatidae
Product: trans-sialidase
Exons: 1
Source: RefSeq, a predicted model, not a curated record